AUGAACGCUUCAGCAUGGUACGUUGGAAGAGCAGCUUCUAGACACGUUCGGCCAAACUCUUGCCGGUUCAUCGCUGGUCGGCGCCUCCCCCGUCUCCGGUCAGCCUUUCAUACCUCUCUCCGACGCCGAAGAAGCGACGCAGAGGAUGCACCUUCGCAGGUCCCGAGUGAUGCGGUCGGGGCAUCGUCAAAUAUAGAGCACACAGACGGAGGACAGCCACAGGUGAUUGGUGGCUCUGGUGAUGUGCCGGAGAAGCCUUCCAGACCGAAAGAUGCAAGCAACUAUGGGUCGGCCUCACGCAGAGCAGGGAGAAAUAUUAGGCGUCCGAAAGAACUACCUCAGCCAUAUAUACCACACUGGUUCCUGGAUCGAAAUGUAGUAUUGAAAAAUGACGUGGAGCAAGCGCAAGACUCUUCCGCUUUACCAAACGGCGAGAUUGGCGAAACCUCACUUCUUGAGUCUCAGGCGGUCCAACCAGCGGAGAAUCAAACAGAGAAUGCAAAAAGAGGAGAUGGGGAUGGAACUGUCACAGGUGAUCUCAAGAUCAGUCCUAACGUAGUUGAGGAAGUUACAAGUGUGAUUCAGGCCGGCUUAUGGGUUCCCAGUCGAGAGCACGCAGAAUUGACCGCAUCCAUAAGACCGCACCUGGUCCUCUCUUGUCCAAGAGCUGGUGGCUCAAGAUACUUAGAUCAAAUUGUUAGAGAUAUUGCUAGGCAGUCGAAUUCCGACAUUCUGCGAUUAAGCGCACAGGAUAUUGCUGAAAUUGGGGGCGACUAUAUGGAAGGCGCAACGUCUUUCAAUUCUAGUUCUCUGAGUACAAUAGGCUACGAUGUCGCUGGUGUGAGUGAAACACGUCCUUCGCCUGCUGCAGAAAGCACUCAGGACGAAGCCGAGGAGUACGACGAAGACGGAGAGGACGAAGGGCAGGAGUUCGAGCAAUCAUCUAAAGCCUUUCCUCCAACACAACUAGGUGCCAUGAGCGUCUCAAUCCUGCCGCGCGGAGCUUUCAGCUUAGGUGAUUUGAGCAAAUUCCUCAAGUUUCCCCUCCAGACAGACGGUGACAGCUCAAGUCAAGUACCCAAGGUAUCGGGCAGCAAAUCUACGAUACAGAUAGAAGACAAUACUCCGGAUAUGAAAAUGUCUAUGCUUAUUGACACUUUACUGAACGCACCUGACUUGAAGCGGUUGACACAAACCUAUUCAUCGGAGCCAGAGUCAUCGGGUGAAACGCCACCUGAAAGACCACCCCCGAACGCAAAUUUUGACACACAAAAUCACCAAUCCCAAGGGGAAUCAAGUAAAUUGAUUGUCAUUGUUGAAGAUUACCCACAGAUCAACAUGACCCUACAGGGCAGCAAAGUCCUGAGCAAGUUGCACAGCGUUGUUGAUGGUCGACGCUCUGAUGGUCAAUCUGUUCUCAUCGUUGGUACUGCAUCAUCUGACCGAGGACCCACACUCGGUGAUCACAAGGCCGCUAUUGACAAUGCCCAAACUCAAUCAUGGGAAGGUGAAGUACGAACGAUCGUCGUUCCAAUUGAGGACAGCAGUGUACAUGGUCGAUUGUGGAGCGAGCACAAACGCAGAACCCGAGAGAUCAAUCUACGGCAUUUGCGACACAUGUUGCGAAGGACUAGCCCAAACCCGACCCAAGUAAGUGCAGUUGUGGAUGAUUGGCGGCUGCCAUUAGAAUCGCAGUGGGCUUUUGUGACAGGACUGGAUCAAUCGAUCUGGAGCUUAGACAAGGUGAACCGGAUCGCAGUCGUUGCUUUGGGUCUUCUAAACAAGUCUGGUAAUAUGUCAUCAAAAACCAUCGAGGCUGCCUUUGAGACUAUCGAUGCAAGCGACAAUUCAAAGUACGAAUGGUGGAAGAAGCAUAUGAACGAGAAGCAAAAAGGGUCUGAAGGCGCUGUUGCUUCUGCUGUCAGUACUCAAGCAGAUUCUGAAAACAGGAUUCGAAAGCUGAGGAAGAAAUCCAAUGCUUAUGAAAAGAAGCUUCUCAGUGGUGUAAUUGACGCCCAAAGUAUCCGAACGACCUUUGCUGAUGUGCAGGCACCCCAAGAAACCAUUGAGGCCCUCAAGACAUUGACGUCGCUUUCUUUGAUCAGACCAGACGCUUUUACGUAUGGGGUCCUGGCAACGGAUCGAAUACCGGGUCUGUUGCUGUAUGGACCUCCAGGAACGGGGAAAACACUGCUUGCAAAAGCUGUGGCAAAGGAGAGUGGCGCGACAAUGCUUGAGAUUAGUGGCUCUGAUGUGUAUGACAUGUACGUUGGCGAAGGCGAAAAGAACGUCAAGGCCAUCUUCACACUGGCGAAGAAACUCUCACCUUGCGUUGUCUUCAUCGACGAGGCAGACGCUAUCCUCGGCUCCCGGAGCAGUGGGCAAGGCCGAACAAGUCACCGAGAAUUGAUCAACCAAUUUCUGCGUGAAUGGGAUGGUGUGACUGACAUGAACGCGUUCAUCAUGGUCGCGACGAAUCGGCCUUUUGAUCUAGAUGAAGCUUCGUUAAGAAGGCUGCCACGCCGACUCUUGGUCGAUCUUCCCGUGGAAAAAGACAGGGAAGUCAUUCUGAACAUCCACUUGAAAGAUGAGCUGCUUGAGCCUCAAGUCUCGAUACCGCAACUUGCCACACAAACCCCAUUCUACUCAGGCUCAGACCUCAAGAAUCUCUGCGUGGCGGCGGCUUUGGCCUGUGUUCGGGAAGAGUCCGAGUCUGCCGCUGAAUUCAACAAACAAUCUCCUGACGAAAUAUACCAGUAUGCAGAGAAGCGGACAUUAUGUCAGCGACACUUUACCAAAGCCACGGAGGAAAUCAGCGCGAGUAUCAGCGAAGACAUGGGAUCUCUCUCUGCCAUUAGAAAAUUUGAUGAGAAAUAUGGAGAUCGCAGAGGUCGGCGGAAGAAGCUUGGAGGCUACGGCUUCAAGACAGUUGAUGAUUCCGAGAAGCUUGGGUCAGACAAUGCCAGGGUUAGGAAUCGCACAUGA
Molecule: messenger RNA, 2985 nt
Organism: Bacidia gigantensis
Lineage: Eukaryota; Fungi; Ascomycota; Lecanoromycetes; Lecanorales; Ramalinaceae
Exons: 1
Coding region: 1-2985 (994 amino acids)
Cellular component (GO): mitochondrial outer membrane
Molecular function (GO): ATP hydrolysis activity; ATP binding
Source: RefSeq, a predicted model, not a curated record